UAACAACCCAUCUUACGCUUUGCUGCUCAGUGCCACUUAAUAUUUGCAAUAUUCAAUCCUAAACACCCACUUUAUCUAUAAAUGAAACCGUUGCGCACUCACGUUUUCAUUUAGAACUUUAAUUAGCUAAUUUCUUAUCUGUUCCAUCUCACUUAAUUGGCGGAAUAAAUAAUAUAUUUCACAAGCACUAAUUUUGGUGUUGGAUGAAUACUGCUCCAAAUCAUACGUAGCAGCUGCAAUUAAAAAAAAAAAGAGAGAGAGAAAGAGAUGAAUAUGAGAACAAGAUGCUAAUAUUAUAAAAGAAGAGAAAGUCCUAUCAAGUCCAUCAACGUGGAAUGAGUAAUUAACCAUUUCAUUCUUCAUCAACUCAAGAGAACAGUCCAUGAUUUUGGAUUAAUUUCGGUGAAAGGAACGCUUAUCUCAUUUUCUUAAACAUGCGCUAAUUUCAGGUUCAGUCCAUCAUGAGAGUAAUUAUAACAUCUUCUCUGGUGAUGUCUGAAAUUUCAGAAUGGAUUAAGAUCCAGAAUGGUUUUAGCCUAAACUUGAUUUUUAUUUCUCCUUUAUAUUCUUAUAUUCUUUCUUUUUGUCCUUUUAUGACGUAUAACUACCAUUAUAUAUAUAUAUUCUUUUAUUAUAUUUACACUGAUAGUAUGUAUGUACGUGUUCAUCUGGCGUCAUUUGGAGUUAAAAUUCCACGGAUAGACUAAUCUGUAGUCAUUUGGAGUUAAAAUUCCACGGAUAGACUAAUCUGUCUAGACAGAUUUUGAACUAAUACGAGACUUAGAGCUGCAUAUUGAAUCCUUAUUGAGUUCAGACUUAGUUGUUCUCGUUUAGGCUGUUCAUACUCAAGUUUUUAAUAAAUUAAAGAUGUAUUUAUGUGCUAAUUUCUUACCACUUAUUCUAUUUGGUGUGUAAAAUCUAUCUGCAAUUUCACUAUAUACCUUUGAAUUCACCUGUAAAGAAAAAAAACAAAAAACAAAAAACAAAUGCACUGAUGUAAAUAUAGAGGAAAAUAGCCAUCUUUAUGUCAAUGCAACUUGAUUCAGCUUCUUUCCACUUCAGGUAUAUGCUUGCAAAACCCUUUGCAGAGGAGGCUGCUUGGAAAUUUGCAAAAGAGAAAUUCAAUUGACAUGAUUACUUUGGGUCUCCCCUUACAGCUAACUCUCAAUUCCACUUUGGUGAACGCAAGUACAGGGGCAAUGGGGCCCCACAAGUCUUGAAUCUUCCACUACCACCGUUGGAUUGGAAUGGACCGAGUCCAAGAUUUGUGUAAUCAGACAUGCAGCUCAGAGGACCAACGAACUAACCUUUUGUAGAGUUUUUGUUCUAACAAGUCCACUUUUAUUUAUAUCCGUCACAUGAUGGAGCGGUUUAACAAACACUUGCUACAAUUCUCUCAAUAAAAUGCCUUGAUAAUUAACGCAAGAAUGCAUGCGCUCUCUUCUCUGUUAGUGAUGGGAAAUUAUCUCACAAACCCGUCGUCGAAGGCGACUGGAAGAGUAAUUCUGUCGGAUGGUAGAGUUCAUGAAUUUGAGAAACCACUGACUGUGGCUGAGCUGAUGCUCGAGUACCCACAACAAGUUGUGGUGGAGUUCCGGCCUGAUUUGUCUGAAAAGAGGCCAAUUCCAUUGCCAGCUGAUAACAAACUAGACAUGAAGAAGGUGUAUGUAAUGUUGCCCAUGAAGAGGGGGAAGCCUGCGUCAUUAUCUUCAGAGCAAGCUAGGCAUGUUGUUUCAGUUUUAGGAUCGCGAUCUCUUUUGUCUUCGUCGAGGUUUCUGCCUUUGUUUGCUAGAAUUUGCCCUGCUGGAGGUAUUGAAGAGGGACAGACGACGACCAAGUUUGUUUCAGAAAGGAAGGAAAAUGAUUCGGAGUUAAUGUUGGCGGAGAUGUUGGAGAAUAGACCACCGGAGUAUUUGAGCAGGCAACUUUCAGGGAAAGGGUGGAAACCUAGCUUGGAUACCAUUAAAGAAAAGAAGGUAGAGAAAAAGAUACCUCACUGGUUGUUUAAUUUCCAAGCUUAAUUGAAUAAUUAGAUAGGCUAUAUUGUGUGAAUUGAGGGGUUUGUUAUCCUGUCGAUUUUCUGUCGCAAUUCGCAAUCCCAUGUGAAAUUAUAUCUGAUCAGUCAGUUGGAUAAUUAAGAAAUCUAUCUAAUAGUUUGAUUUUCUUAUU
Messenger RNA from Manihot esculenta (cassava), 2169 nucleotides. RefSeq lists its product as uncharacterized. The record is from RefSeq and is a predicted model, not a curated record. Bases 1428 to 2021 code for a protein of 197 amino acids. NCBI's taxonomy places the organism in Eukaryota, Viridiplantae, Streptophyta, Magnoliopsida, Malpighiales, Euphorbiaceae. The transcript has 2 exons.